AUGUGUAAAGUCACACAAAGUCGCCUCAUCAAGGUCCGGUGCGAUUUGAAAGUUACCGAUCACUGUGCUUCUUCGCCCUGUAAACAUGGCGGGAUUUGUACAUCCUGUUCAACAACGUUUUCAUGUCAGUGUGUAGAUGGUUAUGAAGGAAACACGUGUGAGGUUACCGACCAUUGUGUCUCUUCUCCCUGCCAACAUGGCGGAAAUUGUACAUCCGGUUCAACAACUUACUCAUGUCAGUGCGCAGAUGGUUAUAAAGGAAACAAGUGUGAAGUUAUCGAUCACUGUGCCUCGUCCCCUUGUAACCAUGGAGGAAAUUGUACAUCUGGGGAAACAACUUUUUCAUGUCAGUGCGCAGAUGGUUAUAAAGGGAGCAAGUGUGAAGACACCGAUUACUGUGCUUCUUCUCCAUGUCAAAAUGGCGGAAACUGUACAUCUGGUCAAACAACGUUCGUAUGCAAGUGUAAGGAUGGCUUUGUCGGAUAUACGUGUGACGUGAAAAGUUGCAUGGAGAUAUUACAAAGUAACAUAAGCUUGGUAGGACAAGAUGGGAUAUAUCAGAUAAGCGUAGGUGGACAUGAAAGGAAGGUGUACUGUGACAUGACAACUGACGGAGGAGGGUGGACGGCCAUACAAAGAAGACAAGAUGGUUCUACGGAUUUUAAUCAAACUUGGGAUAAUUACAAAAAUGGAUUUGGAGAACCACCCAAAGAUUACUGGAUUGGAAAUGAUAUUAUCAACAUUCUUACGAACACUGAUAAUUAUGAACUUCGGGUGGACAUUACGAGUUUUGUUGACAAAACAGCAUAUGCCUUGUAUUCUACAUUUCGGAUCGGGAAUGAAAGCAGCAAAUACAUAAUAACUGUGUCCGGAUAUACAGGAACAGCGGGAGACGGAUUGAGAAACAAGAGUGGAAAGCUAUUCUCUACAUAUGAUCAUGAUAAUGAUCGGGACGACAAUCGUAACUGCGGGGCAGAAAACUAUGGAGGUUGGUGGUACAGCUAUUGCAUAACAUCUAACUUGAACGGAAAAUUCGCGAACCGUCUUCAAUUUGGUUAUCACUACGCGGUCUGGACGCCUUGGACCCAAAAUGUAGCGAUGCCUUAUCGAGACGAUGCGGCAUUAAAGAAGACCAUGAUGAUGAUAAGGCCAAAGCUUAGAAAAUGAUAUCACGUCUUAGAUUGUCUAUACAUUAUCCAGAAAUAAAUAU
Molecule: messenger RNA, 1210 nt
Organism: Ostrea edulis (European flat oyster)
Lineage: Eukaryota; Metazoa; Mollusca; Bivalvia; Ostreida; Ostreidae
Product: ficolin-3-like
Exons: 9
Coding region: 1-1167 (388 amino acids)
Molecular function (GO): calcium ion binding
Source: RefSeq, a predicted model, not a curated record